UCCGCAUUUUCAUUGUCUCCUCCCUUACCUCUCGAGCUGAUCCACUGCUCUACUCCCCCAUUAGAUACCGUAACGUUAUCAAUAGCUAGCCACCACCAUCAAAUAGCUAAAUAUGGACGAUUUUGACAUGCUCAGCGCACCACAGGCUGCGGCCGGCAAUGGGACGGACGAAGACCCCGCUGCCGCAUUCUUGGCCCAGCAAGAAAGCGAGAUCGCGGGGAUUGAGAAUGACGAAGGAUUCAGCAUCCUGGACAGUGGAGAGGUUCCAACGUCGCUAGACAAUAAUCUGACAGGCGAUGCAAACGAUGCAGUGGACGGUGCUGUCAAUGGAGACCUUAAUGAGGAGAGCAAUGGCCCGUCUGAUGCAUACUCCGCCAUCUCCAGUGCCGACCGGCUGCAGGCUGAGCCAGAGAGCCUGCGUAAAUGGAGGGAGGAGCAGAGGGAGAGGCUGGAGGUCCUAGACGCUAACUCUCGUAAGCAGGAGUCUGAGUGGAAGGACAAGGCCAAGGUAGAGCUAGAGGAGUGGCACACUAGACAGGAUGAGCAGCUGGAGAAGACUAAAGUGAAUAACAGGGUUCUGGAUGAGGAUUUCUACAAACAGCCCUUCUCUGACCUGAUUGGUUAUGUCACACACAUUAACCAUCCUUGCUACCGCCUAGACCAAGCGGCCGAGGAGGCCAUGCUGUCGGACAUGGACGAGAACAACCCGGGCACCGAGUGGGAGCGCGUGGCGCGCCUCUGCGACUUCAACCCAAAGUCCAGCAAGCAGGCAAAAGACGUGUCCCGCAUGCGCUCUGUCCUCAUCUCCCUCAAGCAGGCCCCUCUGGUCCGCUAACCCCCCCCUUCGCUCUGUUAGAUGUCUCAAUUCAGUCCCUACCACUCCCCUUCGCACUAACCAUUCAUUCAGCGUUUGCAGAUCUGAAGGCUCUGGAUGCGUAAAUGCAGUGUCUUGGUGGAGCUUCCACGAUCCACCAUGUCGCAUUUCACCUUAGAGAUCUGUUAACGUUGAGGGGCCGAGGGGAAAGGGGGUGAAUUGAGACGGCUGUAUCUCUACCCUAACCCUCUCUGGACCCAGAUUGCAACCAACCUCUCAUAGGGCAAUGUAUCAUUCCCCCCUACCUAUCUACCUACCUGAGGUCGUCGUUGUUCAUGGAUUGAUAUUAUUCCUCUCUUCCAUCUCCCUUUCCAUCAUUAAAGAACAAAAUAAGUAUA
This is a messenger RNA of Oncorhynchus nerka (sockeye salmon), 1212 nucleotides long. Its product is annotated as clathrin light chain A-like. The record is from RefSeq and is a predicted model, not a curated record. Gene Ontology annotation, cellular component: plasma membrane; postsynaptic endocytic zone cytoplasmic component; clathrin coat of coated pit. The transcript is spliced from 7 exons. Gene Ontology annotation, biological process: intracellular protein transport; clathrin-dependent endocytosis. Gene Ontology annotation, molecular function: structural molecule activity; clathrin heavy chain binding. The coding region runs from base 113 to 835 and encodes 240 amino acids. NCBI's taxonomy places the organism in Eukaryota, Metazoa, Chordata, Actinopteri, Salmoniformes, Salmonidae.